Molecule: messenger RNA, 468 nt
Organism: Saccharomyces kudriavzevii IFO 1802
Lineage: Eukaryota; Fungi; Ascomycota; Saccharomycetes; Saccharomycetales; Saccharomycetaceae
Gene: FMC1
Product: Fmc1p
Exons: 1
Coding region: 1-468 (155 amino acids)
Biological process (GO): mitochondrial proton-transporting ATP synthase complex assembly
Cellular component (GO): mitochondrial matrix
Source: RefSeq, a predicted model, not a curated record
AUGGAUAGAACAAGAGCUCUUCAGGCUUAUAGAGGACUCAUAAGGGCCAUUCUCAAAUAUGAAAGACCAAGCAAGGUAGUCAAUUGGGGAAAUCUGCAGAAGACAAUGAUUACGAAGCUGGAAUAUUCUAAGAAACAAAACCCGAAAAAUUUACACGAGCAUACCGACAGACAGCUAGACAGUUGGAGGAAACUGGAUCCUGGGAAUGACAGAUCUUUGAAUCUGUUUAUUGCUGACUCUAAACUGCUCCGCUCUGUACUACAAAAUGAAAUAAAGUGGGGUGAAAAAAUCGCCCAGGGACAGAACGCUGACGAGAUAUUCGAGCACGCCUUCGACGUUAUCAAAUUCUUGGACAAUCAGAGAGAGUAUGAAGAGCUAGUGGAUAGAUACAAUCCUGGCAACAAAUUGACACAGGACGAGAAGAUCAAAAGGACCGCGAAUAUCGUCGGGCUGGACGUUCCGACAUAG